Galendromus occidentalis (western predatory mite) is the source of this 1590-nucleotide messenger RNA. RefSeq lists its product as uncharacterized. NCBI's taxonomy places the organism in Eukaryota, Metazoa, Arthropoda, Arachnida, Mesostigmata, Phytoseiidae. The record is from RefSeq and is a predicted model, not a curated record. The transcript has a single exon. Bases 1 to 1590 code for a protein of 529 amino acids.
AUGCAACAAUUUAAAGACAGCGUCGAGUAUGAUGGUCAGCGCUACACCGUCGCCAUGCCGAAGCGACCGUCAAUCCUCCAGCUCUCGAACAACUUGGAGAUAGCUCGGAAUCGUUUGAUUGCUAAGCGGCGCAGCCUGUCUCGAAACCAGGAGUCCUUCCGGCGUUAUGAUGCGGAGAUAUCGAAAUUCCUCAUGGAGGGCCACGCCGAAGAAGUCCACGUCGACAAUCUCAGUGCUCCAAGCGCACGUGACCGUUCCUACUAUCUACCGCAUCGUCAAGUCAUAACACAACGCGCCCACGGAGACAAAUGGCGAAUCGUCUUCGAUGGUUCAGCGGCUGCGCCCGGAGAGACAUCGCUUAACUCCCAUCUACUAACCGGUCCGAACCUAAACCCGGAUAUACUCAAGCUAAUGCUCAACUUCCGUCUGCGUCCAGUCGCAUUGUCAGCUGAUGUCGCCCAAGCGUAUAUGACCAUCAACCUCGUCGAGGAGGACAGACCGUAUUUCCGAUAUCUUUGGCAGGGACCUCAGGAUAAAGAGGUCCGAUGUUUCCAAAUGCGCAAAGUCGUAUGGGGAGCGACGCCCAGCGGCUUUCUGCUGGCUGCUGUUCUCAGAGAGCACUUCGGGCGGAUUGAUCCUGAGUCGAAAUUCGACCUCGGCAACUCAUUCUAUUUCGACGACAUGUUGCGUAGUUUCGACUCCAUUGAGGAUGCCAGGCAUUUCGUUGAAAAGCUCAUACCUUGGAUGAGGGCUGCUGGGAUGACUCUCGGGAAAUGGAAGUCGAAUUCCGAGGAGAUCCUCCAGCAUGUGAACUCUAUCACCUCAUCUGGAUGUACCCCCGGACUUGUCGAGACCGGUCUUCUGAAGGUGCUUGGAAUUGCUUGGUCCCCAGGCGAGGACAGUUUCCACUUCCAGCUCGCAGAUCUUGUCAAGACUACUACGGACAUCAAACGAGUAACGAAGCGCAACGUACUGCGCAUUGUCGCUUCCAUCUUCGAUCCAAUCGGUUGGCUCACCCCAUUUACACUUCGAGGAAAACUGCUAAUACAACGAUUGUGGGACACGAAACUCCGUUGGGACGACGCCAUGUCGGGCGCUCUUCUGCAGGAUUUCACGACGUGGUCGUCUGAAAUUCCAAUGCUCACCACUCUCAGUCUUCCCCGUUCGUGUUGGGAUACGCAACGAAAGAUCACAUCCUAUCAUCUCCACGUCUUCGGAGACGCCAGUGAGCGAGCGUAUGCUGCAUGUGCUUAUCUUCAGGGCAUAUACGCGAAUGGAGGCAGCAGCUGCAUGCUCGUGAUGUCGAAAUCUCGGGUCGCCCCAAGAGAUGGCACGACCUUACCGCGCCUUGAGCUACUCUCGGCCCUUCUGGGGGCCCGACUGCGAUCAUUCAUUAUCGAGCGCCUGAGUGUGUCGGUCGAGCGGGUGUUCCACUAUACCGAUUCUACUGUCGCGUUCCACUGGUGUACGUCAACUGAUCCUACGAAAUGGAAAACAUUUGUCUGCAAUCGCGUGAUCGAAAUUCAAAGGCUCUCAUCGCCUUCUGAAUGGUUUCACGUUCCCGGCAAAGAAAAAAUCCCGAAUUGGUAG